GGACCUCGGCCGUCGCCCCCUGACUGGACAGGCUUCGCAGCUCCCUGACCGCGUACUGGCGGCUGACGCGAGAGCUUGUAAUUAAGUAAGAAAACAGGCCUGGCUGGAGACUCAAGCAAAGGCUGGACACCUUCAUUUCCAGAACAGAAAGAAAACUCAUGCAUCAGAAAAGGUGACUAAUAAACAUAUCAAAAGAAUAUGGCCGCACAAAUACCAGAAUCUGAUCAGAUAAAACAGUUUAAAGAAUUCCUGGGAACCUACAAUAAACUUACAGAAACCUGCUUUUUAGACUGUGUUAAAGACUUCACAACAAGAGAUGUAAAACCUGAAGAGAUUACCUGUUCGGAACAUUGCUUACAGAAAUAUUUAAAAAUGACACAAAGAAUAUCUAUGAGGUUUCAGAAAUAUCAUAUUCAGCAGAAUGAAGCCCUAGCAGCCAAAGCAGGACUCCUGGGCCAGCCGCGAUAGGGAAGUCCCAGUGGAUGGACUUCAAUGAAACAUUGCCAACAGUCCUUGCACUGGAAAUGAGGAUUCAUCUCAUAGAAUCCUCUGAAAGCAGUAAGCACCCUGUAAAGCCUGUCUGUUGUGGCUACUUGGCAAAUGGAAACCACUGGAGAAGCAAAAACAUUGUUCCCCAGAAAUAAUCAAAACAGAAGGUCAUUGUUCAGUGAAAAUAGUAAGAUGUAACAUUUGUUGAAGUCUUAAGAUUUACGGCUUGGUCACUUUGGUUAGAAAAAUAAACUAUUGUU
Dipodomys spectabilis (banner-tailed kangaroo rat) is the source of this 749-nucleotide messenger RNA. Its product is annotated as mitochondrial import inner membrane translocase subunit Tim9-like. Bases 199 to 468 code for a protein of 89 amino acids. The record is from RefSeq and is a predicted model, not a curated record. NCBI's taxonomy places the organism in Eukaryota, Metazoa, Chordata, Mammalia, Rodentia, Heteromyidae. The transcript has a single exon.